GUGGGCCGAGCGGAGGGAGGGCCGAUGCCGCCUCUGGCUCUUCCCGGUCGCGGGUUAUAUAGCGCGGAGCGUGGAUCCCGCUCAGAGGCGGUCGGGAGCGCUCCGACUUGCGAGUGGCAUUUCGCUGCGGAGCCCGGUGCCGGAGUGACAGCCUCGGAGCGUGCAGGGGCCCCGAGACCGCGGAGCAGCUGCCAGCGGCCGGGCAGCGCUCGCCGGCGCCGGGCGAGUCGCCCCUUCCCGGCUCUCCCGCUGCCCCGCACCCCACGCUGCCACCCGCUCGCAACUUGGGUCAAGUUGACAAGUCCCGCGGCGGCCCGCCGGCCCGAGCCGUCUCCGCCGCGCGCCCCUCCCCCGGGGUGAGAGGGAGCCGCCGCGCCGGCUCCGGGGACGCUCGGGCGGCGGCGGCUUGGCCAUGAGGGCAGCGCGCGCCGCCUAACUCGCGGCUGUCACCGCCGCUGCAGCGGGACCGGCCGGCCAGGCGGGCGCUCCGGGGCCAGGCGGGCGGGCGGCCGCCGGCAGGAGGCGCCGAGCCGGGCAGCCGCCGCAUCGGGCACCGCUUGGGCCCCCGCGCCGAGCCUGGGCGGGAGUGGCCCCCUCGCACCCCAGCCCGGCGGGCACCUCGGACAAACGCCUUCUAGUCCCGGCCGCUCGGACAAACGCCCCGGGGCGGGGAGCCCGGCUGCAGCCGGCGCGGGGUGGGCGCGGGCGCGGGGCUCGUGCGGGCCCCCGGGCGUCGCGAUGAACAUCGUGGUGGAGUUCUUCGUGGUCACUUUCAAAGUGCUCUGGGCGUUCGUGCUGGCCGCGGCGCGCUGGCUGGUGCGGCCCAAGGAGAAGAGCGUGGCGGGCCAGGUGUGCCUGAUCACCGGCGCGGGCAGCGGCCUGGGCCGCCUCUUCGCGCUCGAGUUCGCCCGGCGCCGGGCGCUGCUGGUGCUCUGGGACAUCAACACGCAGAGCAACGAGGAGACGGCGGGCAUGGUGCGCCACAUCUACCGCGACCUGGAGGCGGCGGACGCCGCGGCGCUGCAAGCUGGGAAUGGCGAGGAAGAAAUCCUGCCCCACUGUAACCUGCAGGUGUUUACCUACACCUGCGAUGUGGGAAAGAGGGAGAAUGUCUACCUGACGGCGGAAAGGGUCCGCAAGGAGGUUGGCGAGGUCUCGGUCCUGGUCAAUAACGCCGGCGUGGUCUCUGGGCACCACCUCCUGGAAUGUCCUGAUGAGCUCAUUGAGAGAACCAUGAUGGUCAAUUGCCACGCACACUUCUGGGAUUACUGUGCCAGUAAAUUCGGAGUCGUGGGUUUCCACGAAUCCCUGAGCCACGAGUUAAAGGCUGCUGAGAAGGACGGAAUUAAGACAACACUGGUGUGCCCGUACCUGGUAGACACUGGCAUGUUCCGAGGCUGCCGGAUCAGGAAGGAGAUCGAGCCGUUCCUGCCCCCUCUGAAGCCCGACUACUGUGUGCAGCAGGCCAUGCGGGCCAUCCUCACCGACCAGCCCAUGGUCUGCACGCCCCGCCUCAUGUACAUCGUGACCUUCAUGAAGAGCAUCCUCCCUUUCGAAGCGGUCGUGUGCAUGUAUCGGUUCCUCGGAGCGGACAAGUGUAUGUACCCCUUUAUCGCUCAGAGAAAACAAGCCACAAACAAUAAUGAGGCGAAAAACGGCAUCUGAGGAUCUUUUCUGGGCGGAGCGCCGUUUCCCUCGGAAGACGAGCAAGAUGUUUCCGUUCAUCACAUCAAGUAACGGACAUUCUCGGGAUUCUGAAUUCGAGUGGACUUUUUUUUUUUUAUUAAUCAACUUUUUAAAAAAUAAAGUGUAAAUUAACCGACUAGAGUACUUGGAAAAAUGCGAUCAGCAAAAGUGAGGUCGAGUGUUGCCAGUGGGGUCCCUUUUAGGCAGAACCCUAAAGCCAGUCAGUUCUUUCAGACAAGCACUGUGUGGCGUCUCCAGGCUCCCGUGACUUUUUUUAAUGAGCAGAAAGUCUAGAGAUGAUAACUACAGUGUGUUUCAUGUGUGUGGUUUUUCUUAAUUCCCAUAGCGUUCAUUAAUUCUUGUCAUUAAACUCUAGUCAGUUGACUCCCUUGCAACUCCAAGGACCGAUAGUGCGAUGCUUUCUCCCGUUUCCUCAGUUUCCGUUUGGCACAGCCUGUGCAGCCUCUCGUGGUGUUUAUAUAGCUCUUCUAAAAAGGAAUUUUGAAAUCUCCAUCAGUUUGAAUCAAGUGAUGUUUGAUUGUUUCGGUAAGAUAAUCGGGUCUCUUUCUUAAGGUCACAACGACUAAAGUGUUAGCUGGAUUUUUAAACUUUCUCUCUGAAACCUUUCCUGAAGUACCUAUCACUGGGGACCGAAUUAUCCCAAAAAGAUCAUGCAUUUCCUACCUAUGAAUUCUGCUGCAUACAGAACGUGCCCUUUCCUCAGGAAGUCGCUGUUUCCUUUCUUUGGGUGGACUUUUAUCUAGAACACAUAGCAGAUCAGCAAAGAGAACGUUUCUAAAAAUGGGGACUUCUAAAUUUUAAAAAAAUCCCCAUUUUUGUGCCAACUAUGAUGAGUGUUGGGGGGGGGGAUCUUACACUAUGGAGUACAUAUGGAAGGCUGUAAAGAUUCUUUUGAAAUUUUUAUUCACCUUGUACAACAGCAAAUGACAUUUUUACAGUAUUUUUUUGUAAAGCAAACUAUUUUGUGCCUUGAAUUUGGUAAAUGUGUAUUAGUGAGACGUUGUAAAAGUGAACUUCUACCUCUGUAUCUAAAUGUAUACCAUCCACUUGUAAAUGACUAUAAACUAUUAUGUGAUUGCCUUUUUUUUUUUUAGAAUGUCUUGUUUAAAUAGCAACCAAUGUUUAAGGCUAUUAAAAUAAGCCAUCUUUUACUAAUUAAUUGGGAAGUUUUAUAAAGGACUGAUUAAAUUUAAAGAAUUAACUUA
Myotis myotis is the source of this 2912-nucleotide messenger RNA. RefSeq names its product retinol dehydrogenase 10 (gene RDH10). The record is from RefSeq and is a predicted model, not a curated record. Gene Ontology annotation, molecular function: oxidoreductase activity, acting on the CH-OH group of donors, NAD or NADP as acceptor. Bases 739 to 1665 code for a protein of 308 amino acids. Lineage: Eukaryota; Metazoa; Chordata; Mammalia; Chiroptera; Vespertilionidae. The transcript is spliced from 5 exons. Gene Ontology annotation, cellular component: lipid droplet.